This is a messenger RNA of Clarias gariepinus (North African catfish), 1898 nucleotides long. It is a transcript of the gene popdc2, whose product is annotated as popeye domain containing 2. Bases 334 to 1440 code for a protein of 368 amino acids. Gene Ontology annotation, molecular function: cAMP binding. The transcript is spliced from 4 exons. The record is from RefSeq and is a predicted model, not a curated record. Gene Ontology annotation, cellular component: sarcolemma. Lineage: Eukaryota; Metazoa; Chordata; Actinopteri; Siluriformes; Clariidae.
AGCAGUGCUCACUCCACUGUAGGAGAGAGAGCAGAAACACGGCGAGACGAGACAUAGCAGGUGAUCUACUGGAAAUCUAGGGCAGAGGUGCUAGAAGAGCGAUGAAGAGGCUCAAAGAAUGAAGGCAGCUACAUUCCACGAAAACAAGGAAGUAGCUAAGACGGCAAAGGGGAACAUUUUCGAACUUCAUAUUUGAGUUUAUAUUCUUUGUGAACACUUUGGCUUCACGGAAAAAAAAGGAACAUUUAUGACAAAACAAAAAACAACAGACUUUUAAAGACUCAUUCUGGACUGGAAGAAAUCUCGUUCAUGUGGGUGUGGUGAGAGAAGAACAUGAGCAGCACCAACUUUAGCAUCGGUACAAUAAUCUAUGGUCAUCCAUUAUGCACAGAAUGGAGCAACAGCACAGAGGGUGCCAUCUACCAUCUGGGGAACACCAUCCUCUUUUUAGGGUACAUGGGUGGCAGUGGAACCUAUGGAGCACUAUACAUUUUCAGUUUUCUGGCUCCUGCUUUCCUUUGCUUGGCAUUAUGGGGCUGGCUAUCAGUGUGUGGGCUCGAUGUCUUUCUCUGGAACAUGUUGCUGAUGCUUCAGUGCCUAGCCCAGGUGUGCCACCUGAUAUUUCGGCUAAUGCGAGAUGGUCUCACCAAUGAGGAGCUUUCUGCACUUUACUCUGCAGUCUAUCUGCCACUGGAUGUACCUGUGCAGGUGUUCAAAGAGAUCACUGCUGCCUGUGAGAACAAGGUUCUCGCUCUCAAGGCUGAGGAGACUUAUGCCAUAGAGGGAAAAACACCAAUUGACCAGCUCUCAUUUCUGCUCUCUGGGAGGAUUCGAGUGUCUUUAGAAGGGCAGUUUCUUCAUUACAUAUUCCCUCACCAGUUCCUGGAUUCUCCAGAAUGGGAAUCACUCAGACCAACAGAGGAGGGAAAUUUCCAGGUGACUCUGACAGCAGAGACGGACUGCCACUACAUUUCCUGGCGCCGCCGACGUCUUUAUCUCCUUCUGGCCAAAGACCGCUACAUUGCUCGUCUCUUUUCUGUCAUGCUCGGCAGCGACAUUGCAGACAAACUCUACUCCCUUAAUGACAAACUAUUUGUCAAGAGUGGGGUUCAUCUUGACAUCCGUCUGCCCAGCCUCUACCAUGUUCUUGCCCCAUCACCACCAAGUAGUGAGAGGGGCAGUGGCAGUUCCCCACCUGGGGGAAGCCAAGGGAAUCAAACAGUAAUGCCAAUAUACCCAGCACCUAGCAACCAGCAUGUACAUCAAGCAAGCUCUCAACAAGGACAGGGGAAGAACCCACUUCUUAAAGGUCAGCCUUCCCAGCGACAUUCUUCCUCGGCUGCGGAUCCUGAGAUGCCUUCGGAAGGUGAUACUCCUGGAAGGUUUCGAUAUCAAAGAGGACGUGCUCCACUGGCUCCCACGGAUACCCCAAGGCUCUAAAAAUAAUCUAAUCCAUAAACAAAGCCAAGACUGGAACCAGGGUGUCAGCAAGUUCACUACAUGCUUCUUAUUUUCUCUGCUGUCAUAGGUUAUAUUUCCAUAGUAAAGAAAUAUAUUUUAAAUUGAAAAUCUUAAAGAGUUUAGAAAGGAUUUAACUAUAUUAGUGUAGAAGGAAUAUACUCCUCCCCUGGGCUUGCCAAAAAUCAACAAAGCCAAAAAUAGUUUUGGUUUCCAAGUUAAUAUCAUUACACAGGGUAUGCCAUAAUCUCUACCAAUUUCUUUUUCAUUUCUAUAUUUUUUCAGCUUUUUUUCCCCAUUUAUAAUGCCUUAAAAAGAACUUAUUAAAAUCAUUCUCAGGCCCUGACCAGAAAGCUUAAAGGUCAUUUAAUGGAACACAUUUGAAGUGCAACACCAGGGCCCAUAUUUACAAAGCUUCCUAAGCCUUAAAGUUGCUCCUA